Messenger RNA from Condylura cristata (star-nosed mole), 1845 nucleotides. Its product is annotated as bromodomain-containing protein 4-like. NCBI's taxonomy places the organism in Eukaryota, Metazoa, Chordata, Mammalia, Eulipotyphla, Talpidae. Gene Ontology annotation, biological process: virion assembly. The transcript is spliced from 2 exons. The record is from RefSeq and is a predicted model, not a curated record. Bases 1 to 1845 code for a protein of 614 amino acids.
AUGGGACAAGGGCUCUCCACCCCAUUGUCUUUAACCCUAUCACACUGGUCUGAAGUAGAUGACCGCGCUCGUAAUUUGUCUUUAGUCAUCAAGAAACGCAAGUGGUGGACUUUCUGCACGUCUGAAUGGCCUACUCUCGGCGUUGGGUGGCCAGCCUCUGGGACUUUCCAUAAGGACACCAUCAAGGCAGUAAAGGCCAUCAUAUUCAGCCCAGGACCCCACGGCCACCCAGACCAACAACCUUACAUCUGGGUUUGGGAAGAUUUGGCUACUGACCCUCCUUCCUGGGUCCGACCCUUUCUUCCUCCACCUGCUGCUGUCCUCUCGGCAGUUUCCUCGGCAGUUCCCUCGGCCACCACGAGCUGUCCUAGUUCUUCUGUUCCAGAUACCUGCUCUAUUCUUCCCCUGACGUCACCAGAGCCAACGGCACCCCCUUCAUCCCUCUACCCUCCUCUUCCUCCUUCCGUCCUCCCUGAGUCUCAAGCUGAUCUCCUUCUCCUCGAUUCUGGUCCCCCUCCCCCAUACCCUAGGAACGUUCCUGCUGCUGCUAACGACUGUGACCCGGUCCCUCCGCUGAUCGCACAAGGACACCCACAGGAAGAGGGCCCGGCACAUGGGACUCGGAGCCGGAGGGCACACCCCCCAGAUAAUGUAGCCUUUACCCUGCCUCUUCAGCCCAUUGGACCCCCCGUUCCUGACGGACAAGGGGGGGACAUGCCGGUGCUGCAGUACUGGCCCUUCUCUUCCUCUGACCUUUAUAACUGGAAGGGAAAUAACCCACCCUUCUCAGAAGACCCUACCAGACUAACCGAUCUUCUUGAGUCCCUUAUGUUCUCUCAUCAGCCGACCUGGGAUGAUUGUCAGCAACUCCUCUCUGUCCUUUUCACUUCUGAGGAAAGGGAUCGCAUUCUUCUUGAAUCCAGAAAACUGGUCCCUGGCCCUGAUGGACGACCCACUCAGCUACCAAACCUUAUAGAUGAGACUUUCCCCUUGCGACGACCUAACUGGGAGCCUAAUAUGCCUGCAGGUAGGCAGCGACUCUUGCUUUAUCGCCAGACUCUGAUGGCAGGUCUCCGUGCGGCGGCACGCCACCCUACCAAUUUGGCUAAGGUAAGAGAGGUGACCCAAGGGCCUGAGGAAUCCCCAUCCAGAUUUUUAGAACGACUAAUGGAAGCCUAUAGGCGAUAUACCCCUUUUGAUCCUGAGUCUGAUGAGCAUAGGGGGGCGAUGGCAAUGGCUUUCAUAGGUCAGUCAGCCACUGACAUCCGGAGGAAGCUCCAGCGGAUGGACGGACUGCAGGACAUGGCCCUUAGGGACUUAGUUAAGGAGGCUGAAAAAGUAUUCUACAAAAGGGAGACUGCGGAAGAAAGGGAGCAGAGAUUAGAAAAAGAACGAGAGGAAAAAGAAAGUAUGAGGGACAGACGUAGAAAUAGGGAAUUGGCAAAAAUACUAACCACUGUUGUUGGAAGACAAGUCGAGCCUGGUCACAGAAAAACCUCCUUAUCUUUCUCGUUUUUACAUCACCAUAACUGGAAAUCCUUAGAUGUUGUUUUUGUUCUAGGUGUUUCUGCAUUAAUGUGCCUUAAGUUGGUGUUUUUACCCACGCAAGAAAUCCAGCCAUUUCCGCUUUUACGACAAAGGCCGGAAAGCAACAGUCGCGUUUCAAGGUUUGUUUUCCGGCAGCAGCUGCUCCUUGCGAGGCCUCCGCCCCUGGAGUCGCCGGCAGCGCCUGCUCCUACCCGGACCGCUCAGCACAUCGUGGCCGUGGCCGUGGCCUUGAACAUGCCAAGGCGGUCCGAGCUCCCCCUGCUUCAGUUUGCGCCCCCUGAGCCAGAUGUGGCCUGA